Molecule: messenger RNA, 2088 nt
Organism: Plasmopara halstedii
Lineage: Eukaryota; Oomycota; Peronosporomycetes; Peronosporales; Peronosporaceae
Exons: 2
Coding region: 1-2088 (695 amino acids)
Source: RefSeq, a predicted model, not a curated record
AUGAGUGGUAGUGAAUUAGCACUGGAGACGCAGCUUUUGCUUCAAGAGGCGACGCACAUUACGCAGCGUAUGGCCGUCGAGUGCGUUUUGGAGAGUGCUAGCGCACAGCCAGUCGAGUCCGAGUUCGAAUCCGCCAAAAGUGCGCUGCUAGAGAAAUUGCGCCGAAAGAAAGAGGCCCAGCGCGCACAACAUCAGCAUUUGCAUCAGCGGCGUCGCGAAGUCUCAGUAGCAAAGUCCACGACUAGUUGUAAAGCACUUAAUCUGCCAGUUGCAGCCGCAACAACUACUGCCUCACGCAAGAAACUGGACUUGUUGUCAAAACUCCGGACACAAGCGAUUCAGCAAGGUGCACAAACAUUGGCUACGAUGUUUGGUUAUGCAACAUAUGAAGAGCAUCAUAAGGCAUUAGAUGAGCGCGACAGGGAGAAAGAAGUUGCAGAAGAUAAGGAAGAGAAGGAAGAAAAAGAAGACCAAAGUGUUGAAAUAGAUCUUGUGGAGACUAUUGAAGAAGAUACACCGAAAGAAGUGUCGGUGGUGUCUGAAAUUACGGAUGCUAUGGAGCUGCACCCAACAGAAGAAGUAAACGAGAGAGCUGAGGUGGAUCAACAAAGCAAUCGAAUCCAGAAACAAGCGGAUGUAGCUGAAGACGAUGGCAACGAAGCCGACAGUGAACAGGAUGAAAAAGAUGAAAUCGACGAGAUGCAAGACCAACGUGCAAUGGAAACGACGACAUGUGGCCAUGAGGCAAACACGAGAGACAAAGCUGCUGGGUAUCGCAAGUUAUUGCGUGCUGAGGCUAUGCAAAACAUGCGAGACAAACGUCGAGACAAUUUUGUGGAAUCGGAAGCUGAGGAAGAGGAUGAAAAAGAUGUUUUGAAUAUCGGUGGUCUUGGCGACUUUGGAUUUGGAGUGCCUCAAGCCAAGACACAAGAGUCGAAAGAAGCGGAAGAAGAACGUAAUGCAUUAAAAUUACGAAAAGAUGAUUUAGAUCACAUUGUGGAUGAGCUUUCGGACGACGAACGCGCAGAAGAGCGAGAUCUGGAUGAAAUCUUUCGUCGAGAACAGGAAGAUGAAGAUCGGCAACAGGUGAAAGAAGUGAUGCGCAAUGUCAAAGAAGGAUUUGGUCGCAAUCGCCGUGCAUUUUCGAGUUUGCAUGCGACUUCAGAAGCUCGUGGUCGUUUUAACUUGGAUGAAUUAGUAGCUGCUGAUGGAAACAAAUUUGAAGCUGCUCGCUUGGGAUUGUUGGAAUCUGAUGAGGAAGUCAGUGAUUUAGAGAAUGGCAAAAAAAAGACGAGUAAAGAUGACGAUGAAAAGUAUGAAGAAGAAGAUGAAGAGGCGGAAAUGGAACGGAUGCUACGGGAACGAUUUCAAAACCAGCCGAAAAUUUACGUAACGUCCUCUGAAUCAGGGAGUGAUGAUGAGAAUGAAGACGAUAGCAAGACAAAUGACAGUAAUGAUGACGAUUUCGAUUCAGACGGAGAACGAGAGCGUCUGCAAAUCAAACUUUUUUCGGAGCGUGCUCGUAUCAAUCGUCGAAUGCAACGAAUGAAAGAUCUAAAACGUCAAAUUGCACUCGAAAACGAGAAGGAUGAUCCAAAUGUUAAUUCCGAUCAGGCAAUGCCCAAUUUUCUAUUGGAAGAUGACAAAGACUCGCAAGAAGUUAUGCUCAUGAUGAACCGCACAGACGUCAAUGUUUUUGGUCACAAACAGCCUUCGAUAUCAACGGUUGGCCGGCUCCACUCGUUUGGCACCCUCACGUCAGCAUCGCAGAGCUCUUCGUCUUUUAGUCGCGUUAUUGGACAUUGCAAACUGUUUAGCACGGAUUCGACUGGCGGUAGUACUUCGUCAUCCAAGGGGUUCGUCUUCACUUCGUUUAGCAAUGACAAAUCUUUGGAUACCAGAGACGAAAAUGCUGCACCAAAUCAUGAAACGACGCCCCGUGUGGAUGGUCGCAUCAGCGCAGCAACAAAGCGUCGCACUAAACCGACUGCUGCCGGCAAUGCACGCAACAAGAAACACAAGAGUAGCGACCUUUACUCAGUAUUAUCUGCAUAUCAAUGCGUUUCGAGCACUAAUCAUGGGUCAUAA